GAGCUGGGACUCGGUACGCGCAGGGCGGCCAGAGCAGCAUGGCGGAAGACGAGAGCGACCAGGAAUCGGAGAGACUCGGCGAGGAACUCAAGGCCAUUAAUGAGCCGCACCUUCCCGCCGGAUUGUCUCCUGCCCUGAGCAGCCAGUAUUACUGCUACCGCUUCUGCCAGGUUGUUGAAGAUUAUGCUGGAAGAUGGCAGGUUCCUCUGCCACAGCUUCAAGUACUCCAGACAGCUCUCUGUUGUUUCACAUCUGCAUGUGUUUCUUUUCCAGAUGAAUGUGAACAUGUACAGUAUGUGCUAAGUAGCCUAGCCUUGAGCUUUUUUGAACUGUUGCUAUUCUUUGGAAAAGAUGAAUUCUAUGAAGAUCCUUUAAAAAACAUUCUUGGGUCAAUUCAGGAUUGCCAGAAUCGACUCAGCAGAUAUAGAAAUGUUAACUUAGAAUUGGUGACUCGAAUUAGUAGAGACGGUGGACCUUGGGAGGAUCCUGUAUUACAAGCUGUUCUUAAAGGAAGACCGGCUUCUCAGGAAUUAGUUAACAAAUAUUUAAGCUCUGAAAAUCCACUGUUCUUUGAAUUACGUGCCAGAUAUCUUAUUGCCUGUGAACGCAUCCCAGAGGCAAUGGCUCUUAUCAAAGCUUGCAUGAAUCAUCCUAAUAUUAGCAAAGGCCUUUACUUCCAUCAAGCAUUUUUCAUGUGUCUUUAUAUGUCGCCGCUAGAAGAUCACCUACUCCAAGAGCAUUUGCUGAGGACUGACUGCAAGAAUGGCAUUGAAAUCAUCUGCAACAUUGCAAAAGAAGGGAAGAUUGCUGUAGCAUUGAAUCUUUGUGAAUUGUUUCUUAUUCCACAGCUCAAAAAAGGGGAUAUGUAUUGCAUCUGGGAGCUGAUCUUUAUUUGGAGUAAACUGCAGCUUAGGUCUAACCCGUCAAAGCAAGUAUUUGUAGAUCAAUGCUACCAUCUUUUAAGGAUAGCCACAAAUUUGCAAGUUAUUUUCCCUUUCAUGAAAGUCAUUAGGGAUGAAAUUGGCAAGGAAGGUCUACAGAUUUGUGUAGAGAUAUGUGGAAGUGCUCUUCAGCUAGAUCUUCACGAUGAUCCAAAAAUGAAAUGUUUGAUAUACAAAACCAUUGCUCACUUUUUGCCAAAUGACUUAGAAAUAGUGCGAAUAUGUGCUCUUUCUAUAUUUUUUCUUGAGCGCACCUUGGAGUCCUAUUAUACUAUUGAACAGCUAUAUAAAUGUACAGAUGACGAAUACAAUGAACAGAUAAGUUCAGUUCAGAAUCGUGUACGUUUUGAGUUGCUCCCAAUUUUGAAAAAGGGAUUGUUUUUUGAUCCAGAAUUUUGGAAUUUUUUGAUGAUCAAACAGAACUGUUUAGCACUGUUAAGAGAUAAAGCCUCAGUUGAACUGACUGAACGUCCACGUGAGCUUUCUUCUGCAAAUACAUCAAAGACACGUCGAGGACUGCGGGGUGAUCAAUCUUGUAUACCUGAGAUAAACAAUGGAGAACUGGGCUGUGAAGAUACUUCUGAAGCACAAUUGGAAAAUGAUGGUAAUUGCAAAAAGAACCAUGUAGUUCUUAAUUCAUCUAAAACUGAUCACAAUGUACCAAAACAUCGCUGCAUAUUAUGUAACAGAGAAUUUGUUGGUGGUCAUAUUGUCAGGCAUGCCCAGGCUCAUCAGAAAAAGGGCAGUUUCUCAUGUGUAAUGUGUUGUAGAAAAUUCAGACAAAAAAGUAUAAUGCUUAAGCACUUAAAGAAUCACAUCAAGAAAAUGACACUGCAUCAUCUGACUGCAACUUCUGUUGAUAAAGAAACUCUUAUUGUAAAUGAAAUGAAUUGUUCUAGUGCUGAUGUUCCCCUUCAAAAUGGGGACUUAGAGAGUACUAAAGAAAAUGAAGUGGAGCUAGUCAUUCCAAGUACUAAUCAGGAGAUGCAGAAUUCUGAACUUGCACUGGAUGUAACCAAAAAUCAUGUUAGUAGCCAGGAUGAUGUUGUUGAAAAUGGUAGUUGUGAUAAUGAUUCAAAUAAUAUUCCUGAGGUGGAAAUUAAAGAAGGAUCACCAGAAAACAGCCUGAAUAGAGAACUCCCUAUACUUCACAAGAUAAAUGGUGUGAUCUCUCCUCAAACUGAUUUGGAUCAAACAAGUAAUUUCAAGUGUCCUGCGGAUGGAUGUAUUAGAGUCUUUAAAAAAAUACGGUUUUUGAAUAAGCAUGCACGCAAGGCCCAUCCUUCUGAUCUGAAUGUGCAAGAGCAUAUAAUGAAAUGGAAUAAUGGAAAAUGUAGGUUUUGUCAGAGAAAAUUUUUGGAUUCUCAUCAUUUUAUUGAUCAUCUGAAACAACAUGUUUAUCCAAAUGUUUAUUUCUGUUUGCAUUUUAACUGUAAUCAAAGAUUUAAGCUGUCUACUGAGCUUGCAGAACAUAUGAAAAGUCAUACAGAGUUUAAAGCUCAGUGUAACUUUGCAGAAUGCUGUAAAGUUUUUGAUGACAUUUCGUUGUUAUAUGAGCAUGAAGCUCAACAUUAUUUAAACAAAGCAAAUCCUUCUGAAGUCAGUGAAAAUAUUUCUUCAGUUGUUUUGGAAUCUGAGUGUGGUAUUCAAGAAAUAGCAGAUGAUGGUGGUGAAAAGGAGGCUGUAAUGGACUUGCCAAUUCCCACUUGGAAAGCAAGGAAAGAUUCCCUGGAACCAAAGACUUAUAUCCAGACUGAGAAAAAAGUAAAUAAUCUAAUCCAGAAUGGGAAUGAAAAUGCAUAUGGUAGUGCUGUCACAGUUGUGAACUUAAUAGACCAAAAGAUACCUGAAGAAGUGGAGCCAAAUUUAGAAAGCUGUAAACUUAAUGAUCAGCUAGUCAAUGGGCAUGGUGAACUGGAACAAACAACAGCCGCACUGGAUGCUGAUUUGGAAAGUACGAGUGCCGAUACUAGGACAGAAAAUGGAUCUAUUCUACCUGUUCUGCAGAACUGUACAGAUAUAUCAGAUAAUACUAUUGUGGAUUCUCAGACACUUUCUAAACCAAAUCAGAUAACGGAAAAUACAUCAUAUGGCUUAAUUUUAACAAAGCCUUAUAUUAGACCAUUGCCUCCGAGUUACCUUGAUGAACGAUAUAUUAGCAUGCCAAAACGAAGAAAAACUUUGACUGAUAAAGCAGAUGCACAUUCAGAGCAAGGCAAAACGUGUAGCAAAUCAGAGAGACUAAGAUGCAGCAAAUGUUUGACCACCUACUGUAAUUCAGAAGCACUUCAGCGUCAUCUUGCACAAAAGAAGUGUCGGACACUUUUUGGAUUCGAUUCAGAUGAUGAAAGUGCCUGAGCAAAUGAUGUAUGAAGACUUCUCCAUUUGAGUAGUAGUGAUGGAACACUACAAUAUUCUGCAUCAACAUGCUUUUCCCUUCUUGGCCUUAAUUAUAAAGAACUCUAAAAUUACUAAAGAAAAUCAUGAUCUGAGAAUUAAAGCACACGGGUCACAACUAAGUGAUAGGAGCCGUGCAGUAUUAGUAUCCAGAAAACAAACAAACUGUGUUUAAAACCCCAAAGUACCAGUUAUCUAAAAGCCACUCUUAAGUAAAUUCACUGGGUGGCUGUAUACAGAAUAGGUUUCAUGCUGACUGAAAACAAUUGUUCCAGAGAAAAAUGCCUAUGGGACAUGCCUCUUUCUGAAUCUGUAUGUUCAAAGGAAGCCAUUCUGUAUGAUAAAACUAGUUUGAGUCACAUUCAAUGUUGCUGUGCAUUAAAAUUGGAUCAAUUAAAAAUAGAUCCAUUUAUAGAGGUUGACUCUUCUUGCAAUGGUAUAUUUUGUACCUUGGAAAUGGAACCGAUGAAUGUAAGAAAAAAUCAGUGCUGGGCAGUGUAUCUUAAUAAAUGUUUUAAGGCAUACAAUAAGGGCUAAAGUAUGUCUCUGAUAUUUCCAAAUUCACCUAAUUAAACUGCAUUCAAAUGCACCAAAGUUUUUCAAGACCUGAUCAUGAUGAAUGUAUAGAUAGAAUUCACUCCUAACAAGAACUAGCUAAUCCACAGAGCUACAAUAUUUGGUAUCAAAAAGCAGCUUUAGGCUCAAUAGUAAAUUCAUAUGGUUAGAAUUUAACUGAAUUCAGCUGGUGUAUAAAUUUUAAGCAUACAUUUUUUAAGGUCUGCAUGAGUUACACUUGUUAAAAUCUACUUUUGUAUUUAAAAUGAAUUAAAUUUUAAAUUUAAAUUUGAUUUAAAUUGAAGUUAGGAGACUAUGAAUAUAACUUUAUAUUCAUAUUGUAUCAACAUUGAAAAGUUGCCCUUAAUUUUCUUUAUGAAACAAUUGCAGUCUUAAGAAAUCCAUACAAAUGCUAUCAUGGCAGUGCAUGCUAUAAAAAUAAUUCAGAGGUAAUUUGAGCAUAGAAUCUGUUAUUCAUUAAGCAGUCCUUUUGUCAGGCUUCUAUGCAAGUAUAUAGUGAAGUUCAAAGCAUUUCUGAAUAAUUUUUAAAGUGAGUAUACAUAUAAAAUCCCAUGACAAACUUAAUCAGUAAAAAUAAAUUGCUUUAGUUCUGAGUACCAAUAAAAUUAUUUGCAGUGCCUUGAAAAGUUAAGCUUUAAACCCCUUAUUCUUAAAAUAGUACAUAUAAAAGCAGAGUAUUCUAAUCCCAAAAUAUCCAAGAUAUCCUUUUCUUUAAAAACAAUGGUGUACAAAUAUUUAUUAUGAAAAAUAACUAUUUUUCAUAAUAAAAAUUAAGAUCUUUCUUGCAGAUCACUGGGGUUUGAAAAUAUUUGCAAAGGGAUUACAAUUUUUUUUAAUGGAAAAGUUAUUUGAUCUAUUGAGCUAUAUUUUCAAUGCAAUCCUACACAUUUCUACUCCAAAAUCAGUCCCAUUGAGUUUAAUGGUACUUACUCUCAGGUAAGUGAGUAGAUUUUUUUAAAAUCAUAUUUUAUUCAUAAAUACUAAGGACUUUUUUUUCUCAAGAAACAAAUAUGAAACUGAACUUUGAACACAGAUACACUUAAAAUAUAAUUAUAUUUCUAACCGCUUUUAGGUCAAUCCUGAUAUCUAGGCACCAAAUGAUAUUUUUAAUAACUACACAGAUGAAGCUGUGCUUGACUAUGCUAAAUAUCAAAGGCUACUGUUGAAGCAAUUCGAAUUAUAACACAAACAGACCUUUUUCCAUUUACUUUUGUAAGUCAUGCAAGAUUGCACAAAUAUGGUACCUAAGUUAUCUACUUUUGAGAUAAUUAAAAUCCAAAAACAUAUAUUUUGUAAUAUAUUUGUACAUCUUACUAUAUAGGAGAUUUUAUUAAAAUAUUUUAAUACUUUAUAUUAUUAAAUGGGAGUUAUUUGCAAAUCUCAGUCUUCAAUUGUGUCUUAAUUGGAAUUUAUUUAAUUUGGUCAGAUUAGUGAAUAGGUUUUCCUUGUACAGGAGUCCUAAAAUUGGCAAUUUUAAAUGACAGCAUGUUUUAAUAUAUCAAUACAUGAAACUGACUUUUUUCAAAAAUAAAACAUUGAUUUUCUGGGACCUCAGUAUGUAUUAGCAGUUUUAGUGUUUCAUUUCUUAAUCUGCAUUAGGGGUAAUGAUGUUUUAAAGAUAACAUGCUAAGCUUGACUUCUAGUUAUUACAUAGGCACAGCUGUGCACUUUUCAUCAUGACAAUAUAAAAUGGUUUGCUAUUACUUUAUUCCAUGUUUUUUGACUAGCUGAACCUGUUAUUUCCUAUGAACCUGUCAUCCAGGUCAAAUUCAAGGUUAUAAUCUUAAAACCAAGUAAAGUGUGCCUGCUACUGACAUUUGCUGAGAUGGAUAAUUAGUGCUGUGGGUAUGAAUCGGUAACUAUACUUCGGUAUUCCCUAAGAUGGGUUUUAAUUUUCUAGAUAUGAAAAACAUUAGUUUUUCUACCAACUUUAGUUUUAGUGUCUUUCUGCACUCUUGACUCAUCUAAGUAUCCAGACUUAUAUUCAAGAAAUAUAAGCCUUUUUCUCAGGAAAACAUUCCAUUUCAAAUUAAUUCCAAAUUAUGUAACAUCGUAAAUAUUUAAUAUAAAAUUGAAAGGGAAGAUUAACCUUCUGCAAAAUGUUCAGUUUUCCACUUGCCAUGUUAUCAGCUUUAAUCAAAAACAGUUGAGUGGAAUUUUAAGGUACACCAUUUGAUUUGUUGUGCUUUACCACCAAAUACUUUACCACUAAACAAAAACACCUGUCUUUCAGUAUUGACUUGUCAGCUACUUUAAAAUAGAUUUGCAAUACUUAAUUUCAAGAUAUUCCCAAUUGCUGUUAAACACUAUUAUGAGUUAGUAAUUAAACUAGUGAGCCUAACUCCAUAUUCUAAAAUACACACUUUUUGAAAACGCGUUGACUGCCCUUUGUAAGUGAUUAGUAUUUUGACUUUCCACCAGCUUUUAAAACAGGAUAAUGAUUGAUUAUUUUUAGCCAGAAGAAGAGUUACAUGAGUGACUUCAAUCAAGCAGUUGUUUGUCAUUGACAAGUUUUCAUUAUUGCAGAAAAUAAUGUUCUCUAUUCUAGUUAACUGAGAAUUGGCAUUGGUAUUGCAAAAGUGGUAUUUCUCAAAUGGCUUGUGUAAUGCCCCCUUAUCUCCAGUCUGAAAUGAGAAAUAUAAAGCCAGCAGUAAUCAUUAUGAAGUGCUUAGGGACCCAAUUGAAAAUGUGCUAGGGUUCCCCUGCCCCACGUAGAAGAAUGUAAAAAUUCCUAUAGCCAGAACAAGACUACUGCUGUAUUUAAGAUUGUCAUGUAGUUUGAAAAUUAAAGCUUAAAAAUUAAAUGAUUGUUAAUGUUGCCCAAUGUUUUUGCCAGCUAAUAAACACUUGGUAUGCUACUCAAUCUUCCUAGCAAGUAAAGAAACUGCAUGGCUGACAGUUUUUCUAACUAGAUACCAGAUAUAUAAGACAUUACAUAAAAAUUAUACUGUACUUACUUCAAGCAUCUCCAUUAAAUCUGACUCAAGCUAGGUACAAUUAUCAUUUUUUUCUGUUUUUUUUAAAGAAUAACCUGUAGUACCUACAAAGGAUCCUCCACUACCCUAAAUAUUGACAGUGGUUCCCAAGUCAGCCUUUAGAAGACUUGACUUUUAAAGGAUGUCUCAAACUUGUUUAUCCAUUUGGUUUGUCACAAGGCUUUGUGCAUCACGUUAAAAGAAUUUGUCUGGCUAUUUUAUCUCUGCCAUCUCUUUUAUAGAACAAAUUUGAAAUGCUUAUCUGUGGGAAAGGUCACUGGUACUUUGGUCUAGCCAUAUUCAGUUAAACAUCUAGAACUGUAUAGUUUGAAUCAUGUAGGACAAUAUUCAGUAUUUCUUGUUUAAUGCCAAGGUGUAGGAUGAAAUACUUUAAAGGGUUUUUUUUUUUAUUUAUUUUGCACAGUAUAACACCUUGAUUACAUGCAGUGUGUGUAUUUUUGAAUUCUUAUGUUUAAUUUGUAAAAGCAAUUACAGAUUUAACAAGUAAGGAAAUUUGUGCUUCCUUCUUGAUGGUUAAAUUAUUUUAUUUUGCAUUUUAUACGAGUACAAAUAAAAACUGAGCCAUCAAAUUGCAAUAAAUCAACAGUAGUAUUUCAUUUAAAUUUUUGUAUUGUAAAUAGAUUUGUUCAAUAAAAUGUUAUUGUUCAAUAAAAUAUUAAAGAUACGUC
This is a messenger RNA of Pantherophis guttatus, 7578 nucleotides long. RefSeq names its product zinc finger protein 654 (gene ZNF654). The record is from RefSeq and is a predicted model, not a curated record. Gene Ontology annotation, cellular component: nucleus. Gene Ontology annotation, molecular function: DNA-binding transcription factor activity, RNA polymerase II-specific; DNA binding. Lineage: Eukaryota; Metazoa; Chordata; Lepidosauria; Squamata; Colubridae. Gene Ontology annotation, biological process: regulation of transcription by RNA polymerase II.